UAAGAAAACCUUACUGUCAUGUCUUCCUGCAUGUUUUAUAUCCGGCUCGAAGGACCAAAAGCGUCAGUCGCGUUUGUGACCCUAUUUGAUUGAUUACUUUGGUGUCGCCAUUUCGCCAAUAUUAUAAGCCUUACAAGUCGUCAGUGUAGUUCUUUUAAUGUUAUGACCAAUUGACCAAUUCAUUCGAAAAGAUUGUGAAACGUAAUAAAAAAACGUCCCUGUAUAAAAAUAAUUCGCGUAUUGUUGAUGGUAGCGCCCCCUGCCCCUGACUACUGUGGGUCUAUCUAAACAAUCGUUUUAUUAAAAAAAAUGCUUCAAUGAUAAACAUCAACAUUGUCUAUGUAAAGUACGGACGACAGCAAAUCAGACCAUACAAUUUUGUUACAAAUUAGCACCUAUUACAACUUCCAUAAGAUGCCGCAGUAUUUAGCCUGACGUACUGGCGCAAAGAAUAUAAUAUUUACUCUGACGUGCUGGCGUCUGUACAUAAACAAGCGUCAAACUGAUCAUUUUGUCCCAUGUCCAUCAAAAUUCCUAACAAAAUUCUUAGUAGGUAAAUUAGUUACAUUAAAGUAAAUGAAUGAUGUUUCAAACAGUGAACGACACUUUCUAUUACUUUGCAUACGGCAGUAAUUUACUGAAAAAGAGGAUACACAUCAACAAUCCAUCAGCGGAGUUCGUAGGCAUAGGAAGACUCAAUGAUCACUUACUUGAUUUUUUCAAAUACUCGGAGAACUGGUGCGGCGCCGUUGCUACUAUAGUCCCGUCAGAUGGCGCUUAUGUUUGGGGUGCUGUGUGGAAGAUAAGCGAUAACAGCAUACCUGCUUUAGACAAACAAGAAGGAGUAGAUACUAACACAUAUUUCCCGAAAAUGGUAACAGUCUUCACUCCCACCGAGAGUAAAGUUGAAUGCCGCACAUACCAACUAACUGAUAUGCCAACAAGACGAUUGCGUGAUGAUAAUACAGAGCUGCCCUCUGAAAGGAGACCAUCCAUCACGUAUUUGGACUGCAUCAUAAAAGGCGCUAUGGAAUGCAAAUUGCCCGAUGAAUACAUUGAAAAGUUGAGAAAAGUGCCACAUAACAAUCAAGAAGCAACUCCGCAAAUGCAAGAAAUAUUAAGGGGUUGAAAACAGAUUUGUUACAAUAAAUGUUGUUUA
Molecule: messenger RNA, 1159 nt
Organism: Ostrinia furnacalis (Asian corn borer)
Lineage: Eukaryota; Metazoa; Arthropoda; Insecta; Lepidoptera; Crambidae
Product: gamma-glutamylcyclotransferase-like
Exons: 3
Coding region: 581-1129 (182 amino acids)
Molecular function (GO): gamma-glutamylcyclotransferase activity
Source: RefSeq, a predicted model, not a curated record